Molecule: messenger RNA, 1850 nt
Organism: Rhodamnia argentea
Lineage: Eukaryota; Viridiplantae; Streptophyta; Magnoliopsida; Myrtales; Myrtaceae
Product: putative kinase-like protein TMKL1
Exons: 2
Coding region: 298-1392 (364 amino acids)
Biological process (GO): protein phosphorylation
Molecular function (GO): protein kinase activity; ATP binding
Source: RefSeq, a predicted model, not a curated record
GUGGGUUGAGGUCCUUUUUGGUUGCCAUGUCUUGUCUGAGAAUGGAAGCAGCUAUCUUGGGUUCUACAAUCCCACACAAAGUUCUUUUCCACCUUCGUCUUUUUGUCUCCACCCAUCUCUAGAUUCUCUCUCUCUCUCUCUCUCCAUUCCAGUUCCUGUUUUCUCAGCAGAUCCAGAAACGUUUUUCCAGUCCUAGCAACUCCCAACCCGCAAAUCACGCACAAAGGCCAUUAGCAUCGACUCAAAAGCUUUGACUUUUUUGCUUCACAGGAAUACCCAUCCACAUCGUCCCAUGAAAUGAACCCCAACCACUUCCUCACCCUCAUUCUCGCGCUAACCGCCGCUGCUCUCCUCAUCAUCCUCUCGCUUUCCGUCUGCAUUUAUCACAAAGUAUCGUCGAGACACAGAAACACCGCCGACGUCGAGACCUCGAAUCAGAAAAGCGCAGACUUGGGUCGCGAGUCGUCGUGCUCGUCGGAAGACCUGAUCACGUUCCAAGGAGGCGAGGGCCUGACGAUAUGCGACAUCUUGGAAGCCCCGGGCGAAGUGAUCGGGAAAUCGAGCUACGGCACUCUGUACAAGGCGAUGUUGCAGAGGAGCAACUCCGUGAAGCUGCUGAGGUUCCUGAGGCCGGCCUGUGCCGUGAGGAGCGACGAAUUCGGCGACGCGGUUCGCUGUUUGGGGAGAGUUAGGAGCCCUAAUUUGGUGCCCCUUUUGGGGUUUUACGGAGGUCCCAGAGGCGAGAAGCUUCUCGUUCAUCCUUUCUACAGGCGCGGGAAUUUAGCAGAUUUCGUCCGAGAUGCAAAUGUUGGGUCUCGCAAUUGGGGAGUCAUUUAUGGAAUUUCUGUUGGCUUAGCCAGAGGACUGGAUCAUCUUCAUACAGGUUCUCAAAGACCCAUGAUCCACGGAAAUCUGAAGUCCAAGAACAUACUUUUAGAUCGAAACAACCGACCAUACAUCUCCGAUUAUGGCCUCCAUAUACUCCUUGAUCCAGCAACUGGUCAACAAAUGCUCGAAAUCUCAGCAGCGGAGGGAUACAAAGCUCCUGAGCUUAUCAAAAUGAGAGAUGCUAGUGAAGAAACUGAUAUAUACAGUCUUGGGGUCAUCUUUCUUGAACUAAUUACAGGGAAAAGCCCGAUAAAUGAGAAAGCAUCCCCUGAUGAAGAAUUACAUCUCCCAAACUAUCUUAGAAGGGCAGUCCUGGAUCAUAGGAUCUCAGAACUAUACCAUCCAGACAUCCUACUCAUAGACAGCUGUGGUGAAAUCAGCGCAGUCACAGAGGAACACAUUCUCAAAUUUUUUCAACUGGCUAUGGCGUGUUGUUCUCCAUCUCCUUCUUUAAGGCCGAAUACGAGGCAAGUCCUGAAGAAACUCGAAGAAAUCGGGAAGUAGUUGUUUGAAAGAAGUCGAUCCCCCUGAACACAAAAUGUUGACGUGCCUCUGAUUGAAGCUGGAUUGGAUGUUAUCAGGAAUACUUUUUCCUGAAUCUAGCAUGCGAAUGACUCCACUUUUAAGUAGCAGUGAUGAGUUUGAAGACAUUGACAUUACUACACUUUUUAAAUGGGUAUCGCCAGGAAGCGAUUAGUGCUGAUGAACACUGAAGAAAUUGGAGAUAUCUAUCGUUGAUAGCGUGGUAAAUCGGCACAGAGGAUCGUUACCUCGGUCUGAUGUGGGUGGGAUGUCCAUGGUUAGGUGUUUCAGCGGUUCAUUUUGAGUUAUAACUGUUCUGGGAUUGGUGAUUCUUCCGCUAAUUCUGUCGUGCUUUGGCGGUGGAAGAGCUGCAGCGGGUUAUACUUUACUGUUGUGAUUACAGAUACAGGAUAUUCAGUAUGUCAUGCAUUUUCUUUUCA